Chaetura pelagica (chimney swift) is the source of this 1049-nucleotide messenger RNA. RefSeq names its product GPN-loop GTPase 1 (gene GPN1). The record is from RefSeq and is a predicted model, not a curated record. Gene Ontology annotation, molecular function: GTPase activity. The transcript is spliced from 12 exons. Lineage: Eukaryota; Metazoa; Chordata; Aves; Apodiformes; Apodidae. The coding region runs from base 1 to 978 and encodes 325 amino acids.
AUGUUUUUAAAAUGGUGUCCUAAAACUAAUCACGUGUCUUUCUCCUCUCUAGAUAUCAGGGACACUGUGAAGUACAAAGAAGUCAUGAAACAAUAUGGGCUGGGUCCAAAUGGUGGAAUAGUGACCUCUCUAAAUCUCUUUGCUACAAGAUUUGAUCAGGUAAUGAAGUUCAUUGAAAAAAGACAAAAUGCAUCCAAGUAUGUUAUUAUUGACACACCAGGGCAAAUAGAGGUGUUCACCUGGUCAGCAUCAGGGACCAUCAUAACUGAGGCCUUGGCUUCCUCUUUUCCUUCUGUUGUAGUUUAUGUGAUGGAUACCUCUCGCAGUACUAACCCUGUCACCUUUAUGUCCAACAUGCUGUAUGCCUGCAGUAUCCUGUACAAGACAAAACUGCCUUUCAUUGUUGUCAUGAACAAAACUGACAUAAUUGACCACAGUUUUGCAGUGGAAUGGAUGCAGGACUUUGAGACUUUUCAGGAUGCCCUGAAUCAAGAGACAUCCUAUGUCAGUAACCUGACUCGUUCUAUGAGUUUAGUGUUGGAUGAAUUUUACAGUUCACUGAAGGUGGUUGGUGUUUCUGCUGUGCUUGGCACUGGAUUGGAUGAUUUUUUUGUUCAGCUUUCUAAAGCUGUAGAUGAAUAUGAGAGAGAAUAUCGUCCAGAAUAUGAACGCCUGAGAAAAACACUGGAGGAAGCUCAAAAUAAACAAAAGAAAGAGCAGCUGGAACACUUGUGGAAGGACAUGGGCAGCGUGUGUGUGCAGGGGAACACACUUACAGGGUCUGAUGAUGCUUCUGCAAUGGGUCCCUCUGAGCUGAUCCUAACACGAGGAACUCUCGAUGAUGAAGAAGAGAGGGAGAGUGAUACUGAUGACAUUGACCAUGAAGUUACUGAAGAGAGUCAUGAAGAACCAGCCUUUAGAAACUUUAUGCAAGAGACACGGAUGAAAUACCAGAGAAGAAGCAACCUGAAUGAAUGAGACCUUCUGAAACAGAGGGUUUGGAAUGCUUUGUAAUGUAUGCUGUAAAGGAACAGCAUACAGAAACUUGC